Messenger RNA from Kockovaella imperatae, 3531 nucleotides. RefSeq lists its product as hypothetical. The record is from RefSeq and is a predicted model, not a curated record. Gene Ontology annotation, biological process: lipid metabolic process. Lineage: Eukaryota; Fungi; Basidiomycota; Tremellomycetes; Tremellales; Cuniculitremaceae. The transcript has 10 exons. The coding region runs from base 228 to 3419 and encodes 1063 amino acids.
GAGACUGCCUCUAUUGACAUAAAUAUCAAAGCUCAAGACCCGAGGUCUGCCGUCACGUGGAACGUAUCUCGGCUCUCAGAGCCUCUACUCCUACUCCACCUCCAUACUUGUACUCCCCUGCAUCCCCGACAUGGAAUGGUGACAACCGCUUGGUGGAUUCGACUGGGAACGAGGCUGCUAAGAAACGCCUGUGGUCAGAGACUCCCAACCGCGAGAGAUAAGGCGUUAUGGAGAGGGAAGAGGAGGGCCCGUCACGUCGGCUCGUGAGGAAGACUGACAUCAGCGUUGACGGUGUCGAAAACAACGAUGACCGGCCUGAGGGCAUGGCUCUCGCCGAGAGUGCUGGGUUGCGAGACCUAUCAGUCGUUCCGACCCUGUUUCCCGCCCAAAUCGCAAACCUGAUCACUACUCUCGCUACAUCCGCCCGAUUGUCUUUACGACUCUCUGCCUUCUUUAUCGAGGCCAUCCUUGAGACGUCGCAGAUGUCCACUCGAUUAUCUCUUGGGUAUACACGCCGUUUACUAGUGACUGCCAUAUCAUCCGCUCGAAGAGUCUAUCUCAUGUCAAAUGCGGCGUUCGACGGCGACCUGCUCGGUGUACUUGGAUUCGGGGAUGAUAAAGCCGUCUCUCCAACCACCACCGACACUUUCCUGCAAGUCCUCGAUAAGUAUACCAAUCUCGGGAUUUAUAUCAUCCACCAUACUUUCACCCUGGCCGAACUAUUUGCCAUGUCAGGAUUUUACCUCACCGCCAAUGCUGUUCAAUCAGCUCACUUUGCCGCACAAGAAUCUGUAGCCUUGUUCGAUAGUCUCUUUGGGUCUAACGAAUCUUCGCGAGCUCUGUCCUCCAUUAUCACCCUCGUCAGGACAGAGUUGCUGGAAGACGAGCGCUUCAAAGCCAAGGAGAAGGGCAAAAUUGCGAGUCUCACCGCUCUCACGAAGGCUUUGACAGCAUUUGCUUGUCUUCAAUCUGCAACUUGGAAACGUACCGAGGCAAAGCUCAAGACCAAAGUUCUGUAUGAUUGCACUGUCGCGGAAAACAGUGUUCAGCGAACCCAUGACCGACAAACAAGCCCAAAGCUGGAAGUGACACGCCCAAAUUUUAGUCCGGCCUCAUCAAGCUCGAGCUCAGGCUCGGCCAUGGAGGAAGUUGACCGACAGCUGGAUGUCCCAGUCGCGGAAGCCAAGGCUCGUAUCUUUGAAGACGAUGAGAACGCUCGAUUGCUUCACGCUGGUGGAACGAUUGAGAUUACCGAUGAGUAUUCGGAGUCCACCACAGUGACCCACACGUUCACCGUCAAGGAUCUCGAAGCGAUGGGAGUAACAAUUGGCAAUAGCCACAAGAGGGCGCGAAGCUCUCCCGCUACUUCUUCGCCUUGUCCAACCGGCAUCAAGACGAUAGAGAGCGCAGAGGAUGACGAUGAUGAAUGGGUCGAUUUUCUUCGCGAUGCUCAGCUGGAGGGAAGUGGUAUCCCGUCCGUACCGAACGAGUCUAGUUCAACGGGGACCCGGGCGUACCGGGAUACUCUUGAACAUUCAUCAGCCAGUUCUGAGAGGAUUCAAUUCGUCCUGAAGACGAUGACAAGUAAACUCCUCUCUCGGAAAAGGAAUAUGCGAACAGAGCCAGGCAGCAAUAUACAAGGUUCUCCAGCUGGCCGACAACACCGACCGAGUGUUACGUCCAUUGCUUGGUCGCCACAGUCGACGUUGCCAGAAUCGAGCUCUAGCAGUAUACAUACGCGGAGUAGUGAGAGCACACCGGGUACACUGUUGGACUCAUCAUCUCAAGCUGGAGCCGAGCUCGCGACUCCAGUCAAGAGGAUAAUGUCGAGAGCAAAGUCAGCUUUCCGUCCCUUAAACAGUCGCAAGCGAGUAUCAAGACCCAGCAGUCCCGUGGAUCCAGAAAGGGAGGUGGAGCUUUCACACAGACGCCGGAGUGAAGACUUCGCCCACACUCGAUCUCUUGCCAGUCCAACGGAUCUGCCAAGCUCAUUACCCCCUAGUUCCAGUCGCAAUGACCCAUUCAAUAGAUUGAAAGGCGCAAGAGACUCCAAAAAGGUUGUGAAGGAAUCUGUGGAAUCCGUCUCGAAUCGAACGCAGACUGCAGUAUCAAGUAGGACUCCUCGACAAGCAUCCGCCAGAGACCCUGGACAGGUCUCUCUUCAUGACCAGCUGUAUCGAAAUCUACAUCGGUACAUGCGGUUCGCUAGUGCCGCAUACGGGCAAAACUUCUUGCGGAUCUUUGGAAUGGGAGAUGCCGAAUACAACUUUCCUACUACCGGACAGCAUCACGCCAAUAGCUGGUCUUUUGCCCAGCACACAAAAAUCCCCAUCGACAGCCUUUUGUUAUCCUCCUACGCUGAGACGACUCCUCUGAGUAGUCAAAAGGCUCCCCCUCUAAUCCACUACGUGGCAGUUGAUCACGAGCGUAAAGCCGUGGUUUUAACUUGUCGUGGCACGCUGGGCCUAUCAGAUGUCCUGAUAGACCUCACGUGCGAUUAUUGUCCGAUCAAAGUCAGUGGUGCGGAUACUCACGGGGAAUAUUAUGUCCACUCGGGCAUGUAUCAGUCCGCGCUUGGUCUCACCGCUCGGGGCAGCAGGGUCCAUCAAGUCUUGGUCCAGGCAUUAGAGCAGAAUCCCACCUACGGUCUCGUCUUGACCGGACAUUCUCUAGGUGGCGGCGUUGCUGCGCUCCUGGCCAUAGCAUGUGCUACACCAGCAGCCGAGUACGUCGCCUCCACCUCGACUCAAUCCAGUGGACAUGCAGAAAUUACAACUCCUUUCGUGACCUCUGCGGAGUCUGGCUUGCCUGCUGGUCGACCGAUACAAUGUUAUGCGUUUGGAACUCCUGCGGUCGCUUCGCUGGACUUGGCGAAGUGGGCUCGAGGCUUGAUCGUCUCGGUCGUGCAUGGCUCCGAUGUUGUACCGACGCUGAGUCUAGGUGUCUUGCGGGAUCUCAAGAAUGUGGCAUUAACACUCUUCGAGGAAGGACUAGUAGCUGAGGAGAUUGUCGGUCGGGUGAUCGGGGUGUACCAGCGGAAGUUUGCGUUCCAGCGCGAUGAGACUGGUGUCGUCUCUCUCCCCGCCAGCAACGACCAAGCCUUGUCAGACUGGACCAUGUCGUUGAUCAAGACCAUGAGAGCGGAUAUGGAUAAUGAUAAGCUUUAUCCGCCGGGCAACGUGUACCUCAUAGAGUAUUUCGAUGUUUGUCAGACGAUCCAUGAGCGCUCGACUGAUACGUCGACCGGUCAGAGCGUCUCCGAGAGGAAGGCCCGAAGAGUCAUUUUGCGACAUUGUGAAUCAGUACAAGAGCGAUUCAGAGAACCCUUAUUCACGAAGACCAUGUUGAACGAUCAUCUGCCAUUGCAUUACGAAAGAUCGACACAGCUUCUGGCUGAUGGCUUGAAAAAUACAAAGUAGUUUAUGACCGACCUGUCUUCAAAGAUCGAGCAUAGUAUAGACCUGCGAAGCGUUGUAUGGUUGAUAAGCUCGCUGACGAGUAUUAUAAUGCAUGUAUAGCUUGUCUGACUGU